Molecule: messenger RNA, 1655 nt
Organism: Hemicordylus capensis (graceful crag lizard)
Lineage: Eukaryota; Metazoa; Chordata; Lepidosauria; Squamata; Cordylidae
Gene: MED9
Product: mediator complex subunit 9
Exons: 2
Coding region: 321-830 (169 amino acids)
Biological process (GO): regulation of transcription by RNA polymerase II
Cellular component (GO): mediator complex
Molecular function (GO): transcription coregulator activity
Source: RefSeq, a predicted model, not a curated record
CGGGGGGGGGGGGGAGAGGAAGCCCAGGAGGUCUUCAUUGAGUAAAGAGAGCGCGCCGAGGGGUCAGAGAACGCGAGAGAGCAAAAAAGGGGUUUUUUUGGGGGGGGGGAAGAGCAGGCAUUGCAGCAAGCGAAAGCAAAAGAGCCCCAAAGGAAGAAAAAUCAUCAUCAUGCAAAAACGGAAAUAGAGAAAGCAAAAAAACAAUGCAUGCAUCUUGAAGGGGGGAGCCAGAGAUCAAACCAGCGGGACCCCAAAUAGAAGCAAGAAGGACCAAAGCGAAGGCGCAGGAGCAGCAGAGACGCGAGAGAGCAGCCGCCGCCAUGGCCACGCCUGGAGCUGCAGCUGUCGGGGGGCCGCGAUCCGGGCUGGACGAGCAGCCUCCUGGGCCGCCUCCAGGAGCGGCCCCGGCCGCGGCCCCGCAAGCCACGGAGCAGCCGCCGGCGCCGGCGCCUCCCCAGCAGCCCUCGCCGGCCGAGCAGAAGUUCCAGCCUCCCCCCGCCCAGCCGCCGCCCUCCCAGGCCCAGCAGCAACAGCCUCCGCCGGCGGCGGCCCCCCAGCACCAAGGCCAGGAGGAUUACUCCUUCCUGCCCCUUGUGCACGACAUUAUUAAAUGCAUGGAUAAAGACAGCCCAGAUGUGCACCAGGUGCUGAACGAGCUCCGGACCAAAUUUGUGGAGAUGCGCAAGCUGAUCAAAACCAUGCAGGGCAUCUCCGUCAGCCCCGAGCAGCAGCAGCAGCAGCUCCAGAGCCUCCGGGAGCAAGUCCGGACGAAGAGUGAACUGUUGCAGAAGUACAAAAGCUUAUGCAUGUUUGAGAUCCCCAAGGAAUAGAGAGGAAGCAGCCUUCUGCGCUCCAGAGCGACUCCUUUUUUGAUUUGAUUUGAUUUUUUUUUUUUCCAGGAGGGGCUGUGUGUGAAAUGCAGCAUGGGCCGUUGCCGAAGCAGAACACUCUGUGCCCGAUCAGACACGUUCCAGCAGCUCAUGUGCUUUUAAUGCACUGUGCUGGGUGGAAUGUGCAUAUAACGUCCACGUAUAUUUCUGCGUUCCGCAGAAAUCAGGUCAUAGAGCUGUUUCUGGACUGAACCACGUCUUGAGGCUGCAGGUGGUAGCAGGUAGAGGGGUUGCCUGGUGAAAUACUUGGGUUUUUUAAAAAAAACCCUUACACAUAGAGAAGUCACCACCCUAAUAUAUCCCUGAUACGCUAUUUUUCAGUGGGAGGAAUAUGCAUGCCACCAGCUCCCUGAAUCUGCAGUGGUACAGUCCAGGAACGAUUGAAUGUCCCUGAUCUUAUUGAAUGUAUAAACGCACUCUGAAUUUUUAAAGAGAAAGCAAGUUGUGGAAAGAAGUGAUUUCUUUGUCUCCUCCCAGACCCUAGAUUAUUUGGUACUUCUGUUGACAAUUGUGGCACCAUAAGCAGCAUAAGGGGAAAUGUUCCAUUUGGUUGUAACCUGCAGUGGCACAAACUGUUGCAAGACCAGACUGAAUUCCAACAGACUUUUCGAGGAGAUAAACCUAUCCUGGUUCAUCUUCAGAGACUCCGGAUUGACAAAGAAGCCCUCAGCGCACACAUGUGUGUAUGUAUAUUUAUUUAGAUUUGUUUCUCUUUUGAAUACUUGUUUCUGAAAUAGUAUUAAUAAAUGGGUUGUUAAAUUCCAA